This is a messenger RNA of Ornithodoros turicata, 1740 nucleotides long. Its product is annotated as syntaxin-12-like. Gene Ontology annotation, cellular component: membrane; synaptic vesicle; SNARE complex. The record is from RefSeq and is a predicted model, not a curated record. Lineage: Eukaryota; Metazoa; Arthropoda; Arachnida; Ixodida; Argasidae. Gene Ontology annotation, biological process: vesicle-mediated transport; vesicle fusion; intracellular protein transport. Gene Ontology annotation, molecular function: SNAP receptor activity; SNARE binding. The coding region runs from base 204 to 1064 and encodes 286 amino acids. The transcript has 10 exons.
ACAGAAAGCGCUUUUGGCGCUUUGCUGUUUGCUGUCUGCCGCCUGUGGUUACGGUGUUGCAUAUUGAUAUCGCAACGCCGUAUUCCUUCUUAUUUUUGGCUUUUUAACAGCUCGAUUCCGUACCAGUUUCACAUGUGAGUUCUAGUUCCCCCUCAGGUCUACAAUUUGCAAACACUGUGUGACUCUGUUGUUAUCGGGCAGCCAUGUGGGGCGACUCGGACAGAAGAGAGACCCCUAAUUAUGGAAGCACGGAGCCUCGGUACAGUUCACUCCCAACUGCCCACAGCCCUUCAAGAGGACCCAGUUCCACGCAGCAAUUUCACCAACUGUAUGACAGUAUCAGUUCCAGUAUUUUCUCCAUUAACAAUGCCACGGUGAGUCUGGAACGUGGUGCUAAACAGCUGGGGACUCAGGCGGACAACAGAGCUUUCAGGGAUAGAAUUCAUGCAACUCAGCAGAGUACCAAUGACACAAUCAAGGCUACAGCAUCCCAGUUGGGAACUCUGAGUUCUUUAGCAUCCUCGGGUGAUAAGCAACUUAAGCUUCAGUCGGAGAGACUAAGAAAUGAGUUUCAAGAUGUUGUGCGACGGUACAGUACCAUACAGAAGCAAGUGGCAACACGGCAGAAGUACACGAUGGCACUGCCGUCUCCACGGGCAGGCGGUGAGCCGACGUAUGGCUGGGGCGGUGAGGAGAAACAACCACUCAUCGAGGCAGACGAAACUCAAGUACAAGCUCAAAAACAGAUUAUUGCUGACUUAGAUCAUGAACACGCAAUUCUGAUGGAAAGGGAGGAGCGAAUCAGGGAGAUCGAGGCAGAUGUCCUUGACUGUAAUCAGAUUUUUAAAGAUCUGGCAACGUUGGUUCAUGAUCAAGGCGGCGUCAUAGACACAAUUGCUAGCAACAUUGAGAACACUGAAUACAACACUGCUGAGGCUGUCGACCAACUGAGGAGUGCCAGUCAAUAUCAGGCGAAAGCACGAAAGAAGAUGUGUUGCCUGGCUAUUGUUGUUACCAUAGGUGCAAUAGUUAUGGCCCUAGUCCUUUAUUUCACACUCAAGUAGAAUGCAUGUGUGACACAAUGCAGACAAAUUUCUUUGCCUUACCUUGCCAUGUUGGGAACAAUCUUACAAGAUUCUAUUCAGAUCUGUCACAAGUAUCUGGUUGCGACGCGUACAUAGCUUAUUUUAAAUGCCUGCUAUUAUGGGCAGCUGCAUUGACAUCAUGAUUGUAUUGCCAUGUUGAUUGCUAAUUGCUAGUAAGGACAUGUAUUGUAGCUUGUGUAUAUAUUGUACUUAGUGGCUGUUUGUGUCACAAUAGUGAAAAUACUACUAUAACAUUAUUUUAAUUAAAGGUGCUGCAUUGUAAAUUAUUGCUAUUACAGGAGUUACAAAACUAGUAGAGUUAUUCACUAUCAUAUUCAACAUUGACAGUUUCCUGGUGGUGCCGGGAAAAGACAUGCUAUGCAGAGCACCGCACUGCAAAUACACAGUAUGCACACUAAAUGUAGAAUAAAAUCUGCUGUACUAACAUUCAUAAUUGAAAAAAAAUGUAAGAUCAAACAUAGCAUAGCUGUAUAAUGUUGCUCCAUCGAAUGGGCCAAACGAGUCCACGAACUGACUUUUUGUUGUUGUUGUGACUUACCUUGGUUUUGCUGAUGAGGAGUCAGAAGUGGCGACACCAAGCGCGAGUAGAAAAAAAGGCUGCACAUGCAAAAAUAAACUUGGUGUCUGUGCGGUA